Molecule: messenger RNA, 722 nt
Organism: Pyricularia oryzae 70-15
Lineage: Eukaryota; Fungi; Ascomycota; Sordariomycetes; Magnaporthales; Pyriculariaceae
Product: mitochondrial F1F0 ATP synthase subunit F
Exons: 5
Coding region: 147-452 (101 amino acids)
Biological process (GO): proton motive force-driven ATP synthesis
Source: RefSeq, a predicted model, not a curated record
UCGAUUUCCAACAGUCCCCGACCCGACCUCAGCUCAAGAAGAACCCGACCUCAAUUGGCACGACGAUUGCGACACAGCCAAUUGAGCACAUUUCUACCGACUUCUAAUCUUCUAUUCUUUGAAAUCGGGUCGACCCAAUUGUCACCAUGAGCCACGUUACUCGCCGAGCGCUUUCAACGCUCAUUCCUCCCAAGGUUGCCUCGCCGAACGCUAUCGGCGCUGCCCCUGAUGCCGUCCGCAUGAAGCGCGUCGUCAACUUCUACUCGAAGCUUCCCAGGGGUGCCGCUCCAGAGCAGAAGGCCACCGGCAUCCUCGGCCGCUACCAGGCCAAGCACUUUGGCAAGAACCCAACCGCUAAGCCUAUCAUUCAUGCCAUUGCCUUCAUUCUCGCUGUCGGCUACGCUCAGAACUACUACUUCCACCUCCGCCACCACAAGAACAACCCCCACUAAAUCAAUCGUUAGGCCCUUGGGGAGGACUUGUAAUAUGGAUUGUAGCUACGGCGAAUAGAAGAAGACCGUUUGUACACCACUUGAGCUCUAAGGAAAUUCAUUUGUCUCUUCCCUUGAUUGCAUUUACUGGGCAAUUCCAUGUUUGCACAGACGCUUAUGAUUUGAGAAUGUGAACAAGGAUUGGCUUGUAUGCCGGUAGAUUUUUUUUUUUUUGUUGCGAAUGGACGAAAUCAAGAAGAUGAUGAGCAAUCCAAGGCAACGCGUGGCACA